Molecule: messenger RNA, 4162 nt
Organism: Cydia splendana
Lineage: Eukaryota; Metazoa; Arthropoda; Insecta; Lepidoptera; Tortricidae
Exons: 21
Coding region: 167-4162 (1331 amino acids)
Molecular function (GO): nucleic acid binding
Source: RefSeq, a predicted model, not a curated record
AUGUUCAUGACAACUAUCACUACUUCUCUUCGGUGUUAUGAAUAGUAAAAAUGUCUACAAUCAUGCACGAUUCAUAUAUUCACGCGGAACUUUAGGCAUCCUUGAAAUAUAGUAAAGAAUUUAAAUCAUCAAGAAGCUUUUGCGCACUUGCCAAAACACUGUCAACAUGGCUUCAAAAAACUUAAUGGAGUUUGAGCAAGCCAUGAAAUACAUGGAACCCAUGGAAGUAAACGAUUAUCUUCAAAAAACACUGGACUUUUUGAAAAGAAACAACAGUGAAGUAUACUUUCCCUCCAUUUCGCCUUACGUCGAGGGGUUUUUGGUGAAUUUGGUCACUGAUACAAGGAAUUUGAAGAGCAAGGCCUUCAAGUAUCAGGACAGAGUGCUUGCCGAGGAGAUAAUCAAAGUCCUGGAGAUGUCCCGGGAGGUGUUUAGGUGGACACAUGCUUAUGAGAAUGGGAACCUCUUAGUGUACAAAAAAAUGUUUUCUAAUAAGAUUAAGAAAAAGCCAGUCAAGCUGAGCACCAUAGCCGACCGCUUAAUCCAAGCACGAGCUUCAGCUCUCCAACGUCACACAGCACACCCACGCGCUCCCCUACCUCAUGACCUCCGACAACCUCACACACGCGCUCCCCUGCCUCAUGAACCUGCCACCAUGCAACCACACUCACAUGCGAGCCCGCUCCGCCCUCCCAACGUACCUGAAGAACCGAUUGGCACCUUUAAAGUCCGGUUCCUAGACAAAACUUUACGCUUCAUCAAAAGCACUCAAACCAAAUUGUCCUAUGAAGAAAUGCAUUUAAGUCAAGCGGAGUAUAUAUACAAUCUGUUGAAGUAUCGAGACAAGGAUGUCGGGUUCGGGUAUAAGUCGCUUUACGCACCACUUUGGGAGGCCAUGGAGGGUUGUGGGGAUUGUAAGUUUGAGGUGACACUUAAGGAAACUAGUGGGAGAGAGACGGCGGCUUUACUGCUUGAAAAAGUACCAAAGAAUGGCAACAAAUCUAAAAAAGAUAAAGAAAAACCUAACAAUAAAGUUAGUGAGAAAAAGAAUAAAGAUGAAACACACAAGACCAAAAAUGUGUCCAAUAGUCCGCAUAAAGAAAACAAAGAUUCUAAUAUUCAGACUGAUCAGUCUCUAGCCCACAGUUUUCUUGAUCCAUAUUACCCUGACGCCGCUACCACUAUCCCUUCGCUCCGUCUCCUCUCAAACAUUACUGAGAAAUUCUUCACCAAAACGGUGGUCGCUCUCACAGAGUUUGCGGACAAUGAGAACAGCAAGAUGAAGACGUUCAGUCAGCUUUCAGAGGGAGAGGUCGAGUUCGUGAAGGAGGUUUUAUCAUUAGCAGAAACCAUAUCGGUGCGAGACAUGUUCAUGCCGAAAUACCGCAUUUUGCUGUGGAAACUGGAUCGUGUCGUAAAGGAGGCGCGAAAAGCUUACGAAUUGACUUAUACCGUUAUUGAGAAAGACAGAAGUAUAACAUGGAUUAAAAUGCAAAAAUCUGCUGGAGCACUUUCAACAUCCCCAGACAACGAAUCUUCGGCCCUUCCACCACUAGAGCUUCUCACAAAUAUAACGGAGCCAUUCUUCAAACAAACAAUUAUUCGUUUAACGGAGUUUGCGGACGAUGCGAGGUUCGUGAGUCGCACUUUCAGGCAACUGAAGGAAGAAGAAAUAUUCUUUAUUAAGAAUAUUAGACAGUUGGCAGGCUCCACCAAGGUACGCGAAUUGUUCGACCCGCACUACCGGGACCUGCUCUGGAGGCUCAACUACAGUAUCAACGAAGCCGCCAACAUCUGUAAGAUAACUACGAGCGUCAACGAUAAGGAGAGAAGCAUAACAUUAAAGAAAACGCCAAAAUUUGCUACACCCGCUCCAGUGCCACCAAAAGUCCAGCCAAACGUCGCAACGGGAGCCAGAAGCAAAUCGAUGGUGCCGAUGAAAACGAGAGAGCGAUCUUUGAGUAGAGACAGAUUAAUACAAUUCGAAAAAGGCGGGAAGCCUACCACAGACAUCAUAGACUUGACCACAGAUAAAGAAUCAAUGCAAGAGCGCGGCCGCAGCAUGAGCAGGCGAACGGCGAAGCUGCUUGAAGACUUGUCCACACCUGUCGAGAGCGAUAUCGGGAUGAGGAUGAUGAUGAUGAUGGGGUGGCGAGGCGGAGCGCUAGGAGCUCGAGGCGACGGCAUCAUGGAGCCCGUCAUGCCGAACAUUGACCAGCCUAAACGAGGCGGGCUAGGUCACGUGCCGCCUCCUAAACUAGUGCCUCGGAAGCCGAUCGACUUCAGACUGAUGCUGCUCCAUAACUUGCUCGACUUCCUGUUACAUGACGAGUGGAAGAAGGAGAUCGUGUUCAAGGAGCCCCUCGUAGAGAGAGAGCGCAAGUUCCUCCACUGCCUCCUGACGUCAGUGAACGGCCGCCACAACAUACAACUAACUGAGAAGGAAAACGAGUACAUAGCGAGGAUAUACACCAGGCUAGCGGACUACCCUACUAUGGAGCUUAGAGGAGACAUCUCUAAAGAUCUCAAAACAGUGACCCUACAGAAGCUCCUCGACCGGCCGCUGCGGGCGCUCAACAUCAAAAUACCAAAACCGAAGCCCCUUCAGAGCCAGCCUCAGCCCCAACCAAGCCCUACUGCCCCCAAAGCUAAGGCUGCCGUAGACGUUGUCAUCACUAAAGCUGACGUGUCGAGGGUCAUACCGCUCAUAGAUAUCACUCAGAUGGAAGUCGCGGCUACUCCGCAGGCAAUCAGGAAGAGAGCGCUUCGGUUGGUGUUUCUGACGAAACUGGCAGAAGCACUGAGCUGGGACUGGUGGGAUCAGAUUACAUUCAAAUAUGAGGAAGGCGGCAUCGCAAUGCCCAUAAGAACUUUCUUCCUCAGUGUGGUGGUGCACCUCAACAACAGGGACCGGUGCCUCAACCUGUACGGCGCCGAGGCCCCGGUGUUCGAGGCCAUGUUGGGGGCCUUGUUGGAGGCUAAGGGGGCACGGGGGCUCGCUGUGGAAUUUAAGCCGCCCUCAAAAUUGAUACUUAGCAGGACGCGAUUUGUUAAAGAAGAGAGCCUGCCUAAUAAUUUUGCUAAACUCAAAGUCAGUGACAAAAAUAACGAUAGCAAUGUCAAAUCAAACAGCAACCAAGAUGUAAAUAUGAUUGAUAAUAUUAAAAAGGCUCCCAAUGAAAAGGAAACUUCAAAAGAAUUAAAUACCACUAAUGUUAUUGAAAAUGUUGAUAAUUCAAAAAUUAAUGGGAUUGCGAGAGAUGACCUUAAAGAUACAGCUAGCGCUAUUGACGUAAACAUUAAAGAAAAUAUAAUAAAUAAGAAAUCUGCUAAAAGCGAUGGGCUAGAUGAAAAUAACAUUCAGGCAAUCGAUAAUAAACCAAAAGUCAUAACUGGAAAAGAGGUAGAUAUGGACGUUAAUAAUAAUAAAGAUGAUUAUUUGACUCAAGAACGUAAUGAAAAUGCUCUGGGAAGAACAAGUCCUGGGACUAAUAAUGUUGAAAAUAAAACAGUUGAUAAACAUAAGAGUAAUGUAACUAUCGAGAACGGUAAUUUAAAAGACAUUAAAGUAGAAUGCGAUAACAAUUUGGUUGAAUCCACCGAAACUAAAAUAGAAGGAUUGGAGAUUAAAAUUGAAACCGAUGAUAAUGUAGAACGUAAUGAAGAUAAGGGAAAUUAUAUUUUGAUGAAUAUUGAAGAAAUUAAGAAGGAAAGGACUGAUUUUGAAUCUGAUAAUCUUAAUAUAGCGGGACUAUCUGAUUUAGAUAAAGAUAUACGGGAUUUAGAGAUGACUAUUUUAAAUGCAGAAGCUGUUGCCUGUCAUGUGAAGACAGAAAAUGAUUCUAAUGAUGGUGCCAGUGAUUUAGAAAUGGCUAUUUCAGAGACUGAUCUCAGCUUUAUAAUAAAGCAAGAAAACGACGACUCUAAUAUAAGUGGUAAACGAUCUCACAGUAAUUCAAUUUGCUCACAAGAACUUGACCCGAAAAAAACUAAAAUCAACACAGAAAGUGAUGAAAAUGUAGUGAUAAUCAAACCAAAGAAACCAGACGAGAUCAUGACGGAAGAUAUGAUAAAAGAAGUACAAACAGUAAUGGCUAAAGAACUAGAUAAACCCGCACAGAGACAUUCAAAGUCUACCCUACACAAGCAGCAACACUCCUAA